AUGCCACUCAGGAAGCUCCAUCUUAUCCGGAAGUGGGACCUCCCUGAAUCAGCACAUCACCUCAUCCCACCAAGGAGUGCAGCGACGACGGAGGAAACUCUUUCCAGCAGUACGCAGCACGAAGAUGAAUGCCUCGAGGUUCUUCCUGACAAAACCCUAUCCGGACUUUUUUUCGGUGCGCCCCUUGACAGCUCGCCCUCAAGAGCAACGGGCGACAGACUGAAGCAGGGAGCAAGCCGCAGGAGCGUCAUGGUCACGCCUUGGUCAAUGCACAGGCUGAAAUCCCCUCGUGACAUCACCCUGCCGCACGCGCUGCUGGCCACCAACGACGAGUUGCAUCACAUCUACAAAGGAUUCGAAUCUUCGGGUCCAUCAAUUCUUCUAAGCCUCUAUGACUCUUGGUAUUACACAUCCUACAAGUGUAUGCCUGCCCGUCCUUCCUACAAAUCACUGAAAUACGCAAAAUAG
This is a messenger RNA of Sodiomyces alkalinus F11, 468 nucleotides long. RefSeq lists its product as hypothetical. The coding region runs from base 1 to 468 and encodes 155 amino acids. The transcript is spliced from 5 exons. Lineage: Eukaryota; Fungi; Ascomycota; Sordariomycetes; Glomerellales; Plectosphaerellaceae. The record is from RefSeq and is a predicted model, not a curated record.